This is a messenger RNA of Ictalurus furcatus (blue catfish), 3218 nucleotides long. It is a transcript of the gene ppp2r1bb, whose product is annotated as protein phosphatase 2, regulatory subunit A, beta b. Gene Ontology annotation, biological process: protein dephosphorylation. The record is from RefSeq and is a predicted model, not a curated record. NCBI's taxonomy places the organism in Eukaryota, Metazoa, Chordata, Actinopteri, Siluriformes, Ictaluridae. Gene Ontology annotation, cellular component: cytoplasm; protein phosphatase type 2A complex. The transcript has 14 exons. Gene Ontology annotation, molecular function: protein phosphatase regulator activity; protein binding. Bases 32 to 1810 code for a protein of 592 amino acids.
GGUAGAAACGGACCAAAACCUAAAAUCCAAAAUGGCCGGAGCAGAAGGAGACGAUUCGCUGUAUCCUAUUGCAGUUUUAAUCGACGAAUUAAGGAACGAAGAUGUCCAGUUGCGCUUGAACAGCAUCAAAAAGCUAUCGACUAUUGCCUUAGCCCUGGGUGUUGAGCGGACACGCACAGAGCUUCUACCCUUCCUUACUGACACUAUUUAUGAUGAGGAUGAGGUACUUCUUGCCCUGGCUGAGCAGCUGGGGAACUUCACCAUGCUGGUCGGAGGGCCGGAGUACGUGCACUGCCUCCUGCCACCGCUGGAGAGCCUGGCCACUGUGGAGGAGACAGUGGUUCGAGAUAAAGCUGUGGAGUCACUGCGCAAGAUCUCUCAGGAGCACUCACCCGUAGACCUCGAGGUGCACUUUGAGCCCCUGGUGAAACGACUGGCCAGCGGGGACUGGUUCACGUCACGCACGUCUGCCUGUGGCCUGUUCAGCGUCUGCUACCCACGCGUCUCCAGCACUGUCAAGGCCGAGAUCCGCCAGUACUUCCGUACCCUUUGCUCGGAUGAUACGCCCAUGGUGAGGCGUGCUGCUGCUUCCAAACUGGGCGAAUUUGCCAAGGUGCUGGAGCUGGACUAUGUAAAGAGUGACAUCAUCCCGCUUUUUACAGCGCUGGCUUCUGAUGAGCAGGACUCUGUGCGGCUUCUAGCAGUCGAAGCUUGCGUCAGCAUCGCCACCCUGCUGCUCCAGGAGGACUUGGAGGGUCUUGUGAUGCCCACACUGCGCCAGGCUGCCGAGGAUAAGUCAUGGCGGGUGCGCUACAUGGUAGCGGACAAGUUCUCUGAGUUGCAACAAGCAGUGGGUCCAGAAAUCACCAAGAAUGAUCUAGUCCCAGCAUUUCAGAGUUUACUGAAAGAUUGUGAGGCAGAGGUGCGGGCCGCAGCUGCGAAUAAGGUGAAAGAGUUCUGUGAAAAUUUGCCAGAAGACAACCGUGAGAAUAUGAUCAUGAAUCAUGUCCUGCCUUGUGUCAAGGAGCUGGUGUCAGACACAAAUCAGCACGUGAAGUCUGCCUUGGCCUCCGUCAUCAUGGGCCUCUCCACUAUCCUGGGCAAGGACAACACCGUGGAGCAUCUGCUCCCCCUUUUCCUGGCCCAGCUGAAGGACGAGUGUCCCGAAGUGCGUCUGAAUAUCAUCUCCAACCUGGACUGUGUGAACGAGGUGAUAGGCAUUCGCCAGCUUUCUCAGUCCCUGCUGCCCGCCAUUGUGGAACUGGCAGAAGAUGCCAAAUGGAGGGUGCGUCUGGCCAUCAUUGAGUACAUGCCGCUGCUGGCAGGCCAGCUGGGAGUGGAGUUCUUUGAUGAGAAGCUGAAUUCUCUGUGCAUGGCGUGGCUGGUAGACCAUGUUUAUGCAAUUCGGGAGGCGGCCACUUGUAACCUGAUGAAGCUGGUGGAGAAGUUUGGAGCAGAAUGGGCUCAGAACACCAUUGUGCCCAAAGUGCUCGGCAUGGCUAACGACCCCAACUACCUGCACAGGAUGACCACGCUUUUCUGCAUCAAUGCCCUUUCUGAGGCAUGUGGGCAGGAGAUCACCACCAAGCACAUGCUACCCAUCGUCCUAAAGAUGUCCAACGACCAGGUUGCCAACGUGCGCUUCAACGUAGCCAAAUGCCUACAGAAAAUCGGACCAGUCGUAGACGGCAACUCCCUGCAGACAGAGGUGAAGCCAGUUUUAGAGAAGCUCGCCACAGACCAAGAUAUGGACGUGAAGUACUUUGCUCAGGAAGCUAUAAGUGGUAUGUGUCCUGUACUACUCUCCUAACGCAAGACUACUUCUAACUUUUUUCUUUCUUUCUUCCUUUUAUCCAUUUAACAUCUUUCUGCUUCUCUCCCCAGUGCUCGCCCUGGCCUGAGCAUCUCUCCUUGGGUUUACCAGAACAUCCACGACUUAUUGCAUUCUAUUUAUUGGUGAUUUUGAUUGGUUGUGUAUUAAUGUCUGUGUAGCUUCUAUUUACUCUGUGAUAUUGAACGAUCAAAGGGUGCACCAAUGCUCGUGCUGUAAAUCUCCGCUUCAACCAUAGUGACACUGGAGUUAGGUAAUGCAUGAUGGAUAGCGUGUUCUCCUGGAUUACAACUGCACCACAUGUUCGCGUUCUCCUCGCACUCACUCACUCACUCGCUCACUCAUAAAACGCCAGGGAGCUGAGAUGGGUGUGGCGACAGCAGCAGGGGAAAAAACUCUCAAAUGUGCAGAGCAGAAGGACUUAAGGACCAGGAUUAGAUAACAUUUUAUCAAAGCAUUUAGCACAGGAACACAGUUCAUGCGUUUUCAAUAAUUGGGUUUUUGGAAAAUGCCUUAACCACUUAUCGACCAUCUUGGUCAUUUUGUGCCACUAGACUCGUCUUGUAUGCGCUUUAGUAAAUGAAUUCUCUGUAAGCGAAAUCCUCCCAUCUACCUCCAUCUUCUUUAAGAGCUGUUUCUUAGCUCAAAUCCAGAACACGUCCACAUUGAAGCCCUGCUUUCACAGCCUGGAGCUCAUGCAUGUGAAUUGCCAGUUUGUUUUGGUAGAGCUCCACUACUCAACAUGGGACCAUUGCAUUUGUGUAAUUUCUCCUGUGACAGACUUCCUCCUUGCAUGAGUUUUGCUGGUUUAAUUUGCAUUUUUGUUUUGUGCUCUGUUUUCCAGCCAUCAGGGUCUUAUGUGCCAACAAUGCCUAGGAAAGCACAUAGAUUUAUUAUUAUUAUUAUUUUUUAAAGAGUUUGUAUGUUUAGGUUUAAUCAAGAAUGUUUUAUUUUUUUUUCAGUGGAAACGUGUGGUGGUUAGGUUUCCGUGUAAAGAGAAAUGCACCUCUUGUAUAGUAAGUGUGCAGAUAGGAAAACUUCUGCUCUCCCCUGGGCCUGCAUGCAUCAAGCUGAUUGAGUACUGAUGAUUACCAGAAUGUAAAAGGACAACACUGUCCAACAUCAGCACGUUUACUUAAAAGACUAACAAAAAACCAACAAAACGGGUCGUGAAAAUACUUUAUACACAACCUCUGGAAGGCUGUUAAGUUCUUUUAAAGGGGACAGUGGGAUUGGAUGUAUUAUUUUACCAGUAUAAACGGCCCUAGCAUCAGAUCUUGAGUAAACCUUUUUGUUCAUGUUCAGUAUCACAAGUACCCCUUUUUAAACUAUUUCCUGUAAUUUUGGAACCAAAUAAAGUCAAUAAACAUGGAUCCUGCCAUUCAAA